GGACGUUUGUUGCUGUAACGUUCGGCCAGAGUGCACCGAAAGGCUCUGUAUCGAUUUAUGAGGUGCUUUGAUUUUAAUAGUUUGAUUUUAAAUGAGUGAUAAAAGCGAGAGUAAUUAUGAUAAAAGCAGAAAUCGUAGCGUGGUGUAUGUUUACAGUCCGGAGUACAUCCAGACAUGCGACUCGCUGUCUAAAGUGCCAAACCGGGCGAGUAUGGUGCAUUCAUUGAUUGAGGCGUAUGGCUUAUUAAAAUACAUGAGGGUGGUGAAGCCUCAUGUGGCUUCAAUAGAGGAGAUGGCCGUGUUUCACACAGACUCUUAUCUACAGCACCUGCACAAGAUCAGCCAGGACGGGGACAAUGAUGAUCCUCAGUCUGUUGACUUUGGACUGGGUUAUGACUGUCCGGUGGUGGAGGGUAUUUUUGAUUACGCGGCUGCUGUUGGAGGAGCCACUCUGACUGCUGCCCAGAAUCUCCUUGAUGGAAAGAGUGAUGUGGCCAUCAACUGGGCCGGAGGGUGGCAUCACGCCAAGAAGGACGAGGCAUCUGGGUUCUGUUAUUUGAAUGACGCUGUUCUUGGAAUCCUCAAACUGCGCGAGAAGUAUGAGAGAGUUCUCUAUGUGGAUGUGGACCUUCACCAUGGAGAUGGUAAUAACACUUCCAUAACAAUAACCAUAACAGCCUGUUGUUUCAUGUUUCAAGCCAUGCCAGAGUUGGAGCUGCAGGCUCCACUCCAGCGCCCAGAGUCUGAUUACCCAGCUGAUAACGGAGACUGGAGCUCUCUUCGCAUUAUAAUUUCUUUGACAGGCACAGGUGAUGUGACUGACACUGGGCUGGGUAAAGGACGCUGGUACGCUGUUAACGUCCCCCUCGAGGAUGGCAUCCGUGAUGAUCGGUACUGCCAGACCUUCACUAGUGUGAUGCAGGAAGUCAAAGCUCUGUUUAACCCUGAAGCAAUUGUGAUGCAACUUGGAGCGGACACCAUGGCGGGUGACCCCAUGUGCUCCUUCAAUAUGACUCCUGUUGGAGUUGGAAAAUGUCUGAACUAUAUAUUGGACUGGGAGUUACCCACUCUGCUUCUAGGUGGAGGCGGCUAUAACCUUGCCAAUACUGCCCGCUGCUGGACCUAUCUAACAGGGACCGUCCUAGGACAGACUCUGUCUUCUGAGAUCCCGGACCACGAGUACUUCACUGAAUACGGCCCGGAUUAUUCCCUGGAGAUCAGCCCGAGCUGCCGGCCUGACCGCAAUGAGAGCCAGCAUCUGGAGCGGGUCAUCAGCACCAUCAAAGGGAAUCUGAAGAAUGUAGUUUAGCAGUGGGCUCCCAGCUCAUGUUUCCAAAUCAGGCCCUGCUCCUCUAAUGAAGACAAUAUGUCGGAGCCAUCGCCAGAGGGGAGCUUAGAAAACAUUACUUGAAUGUUUCCAGGGAAAAAAAAUGUAAAUGCAGAGAUGGGCCAGUGUUGCCACAUUUGAACGGUUUUAGUCAAUGUUGGAUCAGGGGCAAAUAUUUAAUGGGUGUACUUUUUUUUACAGAUAUCCAAAGCCAUUUUCAGGUGAAAUUCAGUGUGAAUGCAACAUGUUGUGCGUGCAGUAUGUCACAGAUAACCUUUUUUUCUGUUUUAACUAUAUGGGAUCAUUUGAAAGUGAGAUAUUGUCUUGUCAAAGAUGCAUCCCAGAAACAUGUCGAACCAUGGUUUAGAUGCACAGGGCAAGUCACUGAGAUCUUUACAGUUUGGCUUCAUCCCCCUUAAUGAAACCAUCUUUUAUAACUUUUAACUGCAAUAUCUUGCAGUGAAAUUUAAUAGGCAGACUGCAUAAGUGAAAUUGAAUAGGCCGACUGACCAAAUUCCAAGUCAUGUUGGCUUCAUGAACUGUUUUAUGUUGCCUAUGGCAUGCUUUUUACCACAAUGUUUAUUUUCUCGUCUGACGAGUGAGUCAAAA
This is a messenger RNA of Sinocyclocheilus grahami, 1936 nucleotides long. RefSeq names its product histone deacetylase 8-like. Gene Ontology annotation, molecular function: histone deacetylase activity. Gene Ontology annotation, biological process: heterochromatin formation. The coding region runs from base 92 to 1309 and encodes 405 amino acids. The record is from RefSeq and is a predicted model, not a curated record. Lineage: Eukaryota; Metazoa; Chordata; Actinopteri; Cypriniformes; Cyprinidae. The transcript is spliced from 11 exons.